GCAUGCCCAAAUACUGAGGCUCACUAACCAGGAAGUUGGUUUCUCAUGGGAAUGGGACGAAUGGGAGUAUCUCAUGUUUGACUGCCGUGUUUGAUUGGAGGUGAUGAUCCUGUUUGAGAGCAUUUGUGGUAGAGUUUCUUGUUUUUUAGCCCUUUUAGUGGUUUUAAUCGCCGCCGCUUUACAGAUUUUAGAAAAUUCUGAAUCCAUUGACGUUUCAAGCAUGGACCUGAAAACAUUAGAUGAAACCUACAGGGGGAAAAAUAAAAGCUGUUUUAUUCUUGGUGCCUCUGGGGAAUCAGGAAAAGUGCUGCUCAAAGAAAUUGUGGAAAGAAAACUAUUCUCCAGAAUCACACUCAUCGGUAGACGACAGCUCACAUUUGAAGAUAAAGCCUUUGAGAAUGUGGCUCAAGAGGUUGUUGACUUUGAGAAGUUGGAUGACUAUGCUGCAGCAUUUCAAGGCCACGAUGUGGGAUAUUGUUGCUUGGGAACAACCAAAGCUAAAGCUGGAACAGAAGGUUUCAUUCGGGUAGACCACGACUACGUUCUCAAAUCAGCAGAGCUCGCUAAGGCAGGAGGCUGCUCCCAUUUUAAUCUUGAGUCGUCGAAAGGCGCAGACAAAACAAGUGGCUUCCUAUACCUCAAAGUCAAGGGACAGGUAGAGGCUGAUAUUGAGCAAUUGGACUUUGAGCGCUAUUCCAUCUACCGACCUGCAGUUCUCCUGGUGGACAGACAGGAGAGCAGAGCAGCAGAAUGGAUGGCAAGGAAGUUCCUUGGUGCGUUCUCUAGUGCGUUUCCGACAGCAAUGUCCAUUCCUAUCACUUCCGUAGCCAGAGCCAUGUUGGCCAAUACUGUUAUCCAGGGAGAGAAGAAAGUAGAAAUCCUGGAGAACAAGGCAAUGUAUGACCUUGGGAAACUGGGGGUGAAAUGAAAAAAGUUGUUGUAUUUAUAUACAGUUAAACUUAAAAAAAAAUAAAAAAUAUAUAACAUCUGUGCCUAAGGCCUGAUAUGCACUUUUUAUGUUGGUGAAAGGGAAUAUAAAUAUAUUUAUAUGUGAUGAUUUCACUCCAUCGCACUUCAAAGGCUUUCUCUUACAGUAUAAGGGAAAAGAUGAAUAUAUUGCCAUGUCAUUAAUAAUUGGACUACCACUGUUUUAGUGGCAAUGUAUAUAUAUAAUAUACAUUGCCACUAAUCUUACAUGCAGCUAAACCUUGGAUAAUGCAAGACAUUGGUAUGUUACCUGCAUUUUCAUUUGGUUAAUAAAGACUUUGUAAUACUA
This is a messenger RNA of Alosa sapidissima (American shad), 1276 nucleotides long. It is a transcript of the gene htatip2, whose product is annotated as HIV-1 Tat interactive protein 2. The coding region runs from base 104 to 928 and encodes 274 amino acids. The record is from RefSeq and is a predicted model, not a curated record. NCBI's taxonomy places the organism in Eukaryota, Metazoa, Chordata, Actinopteri, Clupeiformes, Clupeidae. Gene Ontology annotation, cellular component: cytoplasm. The transcript has 6 exons. Gene Ontology annotation, biological process: import into nucleus.